Messenger RNA from Actinia tenebrosa (Australian red waratah sea anemone), 6321 nucleotides. RefSeq names its product U5 small nuclear ribonucleoprotein 200 kDa helicase. Gene Ontology annotation, cellular component: nucleus. Gene Ontology annotation, molecular function: nucleic acid binding; DNA helicase activity; ATP hydrolysis activity. NCBI's taxonomy places the organism in Eukaryota, Metazoa, Cnidaria, Anthozoa, Actiniaria, Actiniidae. Gene Ontology annotation, biological process: resolution of meiotic recombination intermediates. The record is from RefSeq and is a predicted model, not a curated record.
UUUGCCGGCCAUGUUGAAAAUGUGGUGCAUAGCUGAAAAAAGAAACGAAACGCGCUAUUAAGGGAGUAUAUUUUACAGAGAAAUCUCAAAGAACAUUGCAACACUAAAUUAAUAAGCCAUCAUGGCGGAUGCCACGGCCAGAUCAUUGCAGUAUGAGUACAAAGCGAAUUCCAAUCUUGUAUUGCAAGCUGACAGGUCUUUGAUAGACAGACGCAGUCGAGAUGAAGCUACUGGAGAAGUUGUAUCUCUUGUUGGUCACUUGGGUACUAUUAGGAUGGGAGACAAAUAUGAAAGAACUAAACCACCUGUUGAUAAUGAAAGAAAAGCAAAGCGACAAAAAACAGCUGAAAAAGAAGAUGUUGGCAAGUUAAAGGGAAACACUUUACUAUCUGAUGAUGUUGAAGAUAUUGCUGGUAUCCAGUAUAGGCCAAAGACAAGAGAAAGUAAAGCCACUUAUGAAGUUUUGCUGACUUUCAUCUUAGCAGCCAUUGGUGAUCAACCUCGGGAUAUCCUUUGUGGUGCUGCUGAUGAAGUAUUGGCUUGUCUUAAAGAUGAAAAACUCAAGGACAAAGAAAAACACAAAGAGAUCAUAUCUCUACUAGGCAACAUUCCAGACGAGAGGUAUGCAUUACUGGUAAACCUUGGUAAGAAAAUCACAGACUACAGUUUUGAUAGGGAUCAUUCCAACCAGGAUGAAAUAAUUGAUGAGACUUAUGGAGUUGCUGUACAGUUUGAUGAGGAAGAAGAAGAGGAAAAAGAUUUUGAUGAAGUUCGAGAAUCUGAAUCAGAUGAUGAUAAUGAGGAAGGAGUUGAAGCAGACACUACUAUGACUCUCCAGGGUGGGCUCUCAGAAUCACAACAAGCUUCUAGUGAUACUAUACAUCCACGUGAGAUUGAUGCAUUCUGGUUACAACGUGAACUCAACAAAUAUUAUGCAGAUGCUGAAGCUUCACGGUCAAAAACUGAGGAAGUUCUUGAAAUCUUAAAAAGUGCUAGUGAUGAGAGGGAACUGGAAAACAAACUAAUGUUGCUUCUUGGACAUGACAAGUUUUCCUUUAUACGACUUUUGCGAAAGAAUCGCAACAUGGUGCUUUAUUGUACUCUUCUAGCAGCAGCACAAAGUGCUAAAGAAAAGAAGGAGAUUGAAGAAAAAAUGGAGGCUGAUCCUGACUUGGCACAGAUCCUGCAUGCUCUUACUGAGACUGAUGAGGGAGAUCUGAUACAGGAGGAAAGAGCAAGGAAAGCAGCCAAUAGAAAGGCUCGCAUUGCUGCAGAUUUGGAUGCUCUAGAAUCAGAUCAGACUAGAGGCAACAGGAAGGUCAUUGAUUUAGAAGAGCUGCAUUUUAAAGAUGGAAGUCACUUGAUGGCCAAUAAGAAAUGCCAACUUCCUGAUGGCUCAUUUAGAAAACAAAGGAAAGGUUAUGAAGAGGUUCAUGUGCCAGCCCUGAAACCAAAACCAUUUGAUACUGGAGAGCAAUUGACUCCAAUAACAUCCUUGCCAAAGUACGUCCAGCCAGCAUUUGAAGGAUACCCAACACUUAACCGAAUACAGAGUCGUCUAUGUAACACUGCACUCAACACUGAUGAAAAUAUUCUUCUCUGUGCCCCUACUGGUGCUGGGAAAACAAAUGUGGCAUUGCUCACUAUACUUCGGGAGAUAGGCAAACACAUCAACCUGGAUGGCACCAUUAACACUGAGGAGUUUAAGAUCAUUUACAUUGCACCCAUGAGAUCACUAGUACAGGAAAUGGUUGGCAACUUUUCAAAGAGGCUUAGUACUUAUGGGAUAACUGUGUCUGAGCUUACUGGUGACCAUAACCUGAACAAGGAGCAAAUUAAUAGCACCCAGAUCAUUGUAUGUACUCCAGAGAAAUGGGAUAUUAUAACCAGAAAAAGUGGUGACCGCACCUACACACAGCUUGUUAGGCUUAUUAUCAUUGAUGAAAUCCACCUGCUUCAUGAUGACCGGGGUCCUGUACUGGAGUCUCUAGUGGCCAGAACCAUACGUCAAAUUGAAGCAACCCAGGAACUGGUGAGACUGGUUGGUCUUAGUGCAACAUUACCCAACUAUGAAGAUGUUGCAACUUUCAUGCGUGUAAAUCCAGCAAAGGGCUUGUUCUUUUUUGAUAACAGCUUUAGACCUGUUCCAUUAGAGCAGCAAUAUAUUGGUAUCACUGAGAAAAAGCCUGUCAAGAGAAUGCAGAUGACCAAUGAAGUGGUUUAUGAGAAAGUUAUAGAACAUGCUGGAAAAAACCAAGUGCUUGUUUUUGUGCAUUCUCGAAAAGAAACUGCAAAGACUGCAAAGGCGGUGAGGGAAAUGUGUUUAGAAAGAGAUUCGCUUGGGAUGUUCUUGAGGGAGGACUCGGCAAGUACUGAGGUUUUGAGAUCAGAAGCAGAGCAAGCAAAGAAUCCUGAUUUAAAAGACCUGUUGCCCUAUGGCUUUGCUAUCCAUCAUGCAGGCAUGUCAAGGGUAGACAGGACACUUGUAGAAGAUUUGUUUGCCGACAAACACAUUCAAGUGUUAGUGUCAACAGCAACCUUAGCAUGGGGUGUCAACCUUCCAGCACACACUGUCAUUAUCAAGGGGACACAGGUUUACAGCCCAGAAAAAGGCCGUUGGGUGGAGCUGGGUGCCCUUGACAUUCUUCAGAUGCUGGGACGUGCUGGGCGUCCACAAUAUGAUUCAAAGGGUGAAGGUAUUCUCAUUACAAGCCAUGGAGAACUACAGUAUUAUCUUUCUCUUAUGAACCAACAGUUACCUGUAGAAAGUCAGUUUAUCUCCAAACUUGCUGACAAUCUCAAUGCUGAAAUAGUGUUAGGUUCUGUACAGAAUGCUAAAGAGGCAGUGCGCUGGCUUGGAUACACUUACUUGUAUAUUCGUAUGCUGCGUAACCCUCCACUUUAUGGCAUAUCAGUUGAUGAAGCAGGGAAAGACCACUUGCUGGAACAGAGAAGAGCAGAUCUCAUUCACUCAGCUGCAGUUUUGUUAGACAAAAAUAACUUAAUAAAGUAUGAUAAAAAGACUGGCAGUUUCCAGACCACAGAAUUGGGGCGCAUUGCCAGCCAUUACUACCUGACCCAUGAAACAAUCUCUACAUUUAAUAGCUUGCUGAAACCAACCCUAAGUGAGAUUGAGUUGUUUAGGGUUUUUUCACUUUCAUCAGAAUUCAAGUACAUUACUGUCAGAGAGGAAGAAAAGCUAGAGUUGACCAAACUGCUUGAAAGAGUACCAAUUCCAGUAAAAGAGAGCAUUGAAGAGCCCAGUGCUAAGGUUAAUGUCUUGUUACAGUCUUACAUAUCUCAGCUCAAGCUAGAGGGAUUUGUUUUGAUGUCUGACAUGGUGUACAUAACUCAGUCUGCUGGUAGAUUGUUGAGAGCCAUAUUUGAAAUAGUCCUAAACAGAGGUUGGGCUCAACUUGCAGAGAAAACCUUGAACCUAAGCAAAAUGGUGGACAAGAGAAUGUGGCUAUCAAUGACUCCUUUGCGACAGUUUAAGAAAAUACCAAUUGAAGUAAUCAAGAAAAUAGAGAAGAAGGAAUUUCCAUGGGAACGAUAUUAUGAUCUGGGACCAAAUGAAAUUGGUGAGCUCGUUCACAUGCCAAAGAUGGGCAAAAYUCUACACAAGUUUGUUCAUCAACUACCCAAGAUGGAACUGGCAACACAUAUUCAACCAAUCACCAGAUCUACUCUAAGUGUUGAGCUGACAGUGACUCCUGACUUUCAAUGGGAUGAGAAAGUUCAUGGAAACUCUGAAGCCUUUUGGAUUCUCGUUGAGGACGUUGAUAGUGAAAUCAUUCUACAUCAUGAAUAUUUCUUACUCAAAGCCAAGUAUACUACUGAUGAACAUGUGAUCAAGUUCUUUGUCCCAGUCUUUGAACCCCUUCCACCACAAUACUUUAUAAGGAUUGUAAGUGAUAAAUGGCUAGGAUCAGAAACCCAGCUGCCCGUGUCAUUUCGACAUCUUAUUCUUCCUGAGAAAAAUCAACCACCAACUGAACUUCUGGACCUGCAACCACUACCUGUGUCAGCCCUUAGGAACCCUGCUUUUGAGGCAUUAUACAAAGAUAAAUUUCCUUAUUUUAAUCCCAUUCAAACACAAGUGUUUGGUACACUGUAUGACUCAGAUGAAAAUGUCUUUAUUGGUGCACCAACGGGCAGUGGUAAGACAAUCUGUGCAGAGUUUGCUAUUCUACGUCUUCUACAGCAGGGAUCUGACAACAGAUGUGUCUAUGUGACUCCACUACAAUCUCUUGCAGAACAAGUAUAUUCUGACUGGCAGAAUAAGUUUGGUCUGCUUUUGGGCAAAAAUGUUGUACUAUUAACUGGAGAAACAAGUGCAGACCUGAAACUUCUUGCAAAGGGUCAUAUCAUAAUGAGUACACCAGAUAAGUGGGACAUUUUGUCAAGGAGGUGGAAACAACGAAAGAAUGUCCAAAAUGUUCAUUUAUUCAUAAUGGACGAAGCACAUUUGAUUGGAGGAGAAAAAGGACCUGAGAUUGAGAUUAUUUGUUCUCGUAUGCGCUACAUCUCAUCACAGUUGGAACGAAAUAUUCGAAUUGUGGCUUUGAGCUCUUCUCUGGCUAAUGCAAAGGAUGUUGCUCAAUGGCUUGGUGUCAGUUCAACAGGAUUGUUUAACUUUCAUCCUAAUGUCAGACCAGUGCCCUUAGAGCUACACAUCCAAGGUUUCAACAUAACCCACACAGCAUCACGUCUCAUUGCCAUGACAAAGCCAUCCUACCAAGCAAUCGUUAAGCACUCACCUAGAAAGCCAGUCAUUAUUUUUGUUCCAUCAAGAAGGCAGACAAAGUUGCUUGCAUUAGACCUUGUGACUUUUGGGGGUGCUGAUAGUGAUGGACAAAGGUUUCUGCAUUGUACUGAAGAAGACUUGCAACCAUUCCUCAAGAGACUUGAUGACAAGACACUCAAAGAGACAGUGAGCUGUGGAAUUGCAUUCCUACACGAGGGUUUGACUGAAAGAGAAGUGAAAAUCAUAGAGCAACUGUUUACUUCUGGAGCAAUUCAGGUGGUAGUUGUAUCCCGCAGUUUAUGUUGGGCACUAAACAUGAAUGCACAUUUGGUCAUUAUUAUGGACACCCAGUUUUACGAGGGAAAAAUGCAUUCGUAUGUGGAUUAUCCCAUUACAGAUGUCCUUCACAUGAUAGGUCAUGCUAACAGACCUCUAUUAGAUGAUUCAGGCAAGGCUGUCAUUCUCUGUCAGGCAUCAAAGAAAGAGUUCUUCAAGAAGUUUCUGUAUGAACCUUUACCGAUCGAGUCUCAUCUUGACCACGCUCUACACGAUCAUUUUAAUGCCGAAGUCGUUACCAAGACAAUGGAAAACAAGCAAGAUGCAGUGGAUUACCUCACUUGGACAUACCUGUACCGCAGAAUGACACAAAAUCCUAAUUACUACAACUUACAAGGUGUGACACAUCGUCAUUUAUCCGACCAAAUGUCAGAACUGGUGGAAAAUACACUCAAUGAUUUGGAACAGUCCAAGUGCCUUAAUAUUGAAGAAGAGAUGGACGUGAGUCCACUUAACCUGGGCAUGAUUGCUGCCUAUUACUACAUCAAUUAUACAACUAUUGAACUAUUCAGCGUGUCACUGAACGCCAAGACGAAACUGCGUGGCCUGAUUGAGAUCAUUGCUUCCGCCUUCGAAUAUGAAGGCCUUCCCAUCCGCCAUCACGAGGAGACAACUUUGAAACAGUUGUUAAAUCGUGUUGUCCAUAAAGUAUCCAAUCCCAAGUUCAAUGAUCCACACAUCAAAACAAACCUGCUGAUCCAGGCUCAUCUAUCCCGCAUGCAAUUAUCACCUGAACUACAGUCAGACACCGAGAUGAUCCUUAGCAAGGCAAUGCGUCUAAUUCAAGCUUGUGUAGACGUUCUCAGUAGUAACGGAUGGCUGUCUCCCGCACUUGCUGCCAUGGAACUUGCCCAGAUGGUAACCCAAGCAAUGUGGAGCAAGGAUUCGUACUUGAUGCAGAUUCCUCAUUUUACUCCAGAGAUCAUCAAAGCGUGCACUGAAAAGAAUGUCGAGUCUGUGUUUGAUAUCAUGGACCUAGAAGAUGAGGAAAGAAACAAAUUGCUAAAGCUGGAUGACAGCCAAAUGCAGGAUGUUGCUCGAUUUUGUAACAGGUACCCCAAUAUAGAGAUGUCUUAUGAGGUUUUGGACAAAAAAGAUUUGAAGACGGGUCGUCCUGUCAAUUUACUUGUUGAAUUAGAACGUGAAGACGAUCAAGCUGGCCCAGUCAUUGCACCGUUUUUCCCUCAAAAACGAGAGGAGGGCUGGUGGCUGGUAAUUGGGGACACUAAAACUAAUGG